Hippoglossus stenolepis (Pacific halibut) is the source of this 1778-nucleotide messenger RNA. RefSeq lists its product as uncharacterized. Gene Ontology annotation, biological process: response to bacterium. NCBI's taxonomy places the organism in Eukaryota, Metazoa, Chordata, Actinopteri, Pleuronectiformes, Pleuronectidae. The record is from RefSeq and is a predicted model, not a curated record. Bases 115 to 1152 code for a protein of 345 amino acids. The transcript is spliced from 6 exons.
UUUUACAGGAAGUGUAUUUACUAUACCAGCCAAUCACUAUGAUUUCCACUGUGACUAAAUGUUCCAUUUGAGUGGGACGACAUCAGUUACGCAAACACAGGCCAAUAUACAACAAUGAUCGAAGGACUGUCUGCUUUGAUUCUCCUAACCACAUUAUCUCUACAUCAGACUGUGGAGGUUCCUCAGCAGAUCCCUUUGAUUGUGGCUAACCUCGGUGAUAACAUCAAUCUGAUAUGUUCAGUUUCUGGGAAAGAAGCCUGGUUGUUUUUCUGGUAUAAGCUGAAUUUUGGAUACAUGGUCCAAACACUUGCUAAAGGAGCUUCUCCGGAUACAAAGCUUCAAGGACAAUUUGACAGCCCGAGAUUCACAGUCAAGACAGUGGGUGAUCUGUAUAUUCUUACCAUAAGAAAUAUAAGCAAAGACGAUGAAGCAACAUACUUCUGUCAAGCAGGAGAGGCAUAUAUAUUUACUUUUAUUAAUGGCACAAUUUUGGCUGUGAAAGAUCAUAAAAAUCAGCAGAAACACAUCUAUGUCAAACAAAGUCCGGAGACUGCGUCAGUCCAGCCGGGAAACUCGACGACUCUCGAGUGUUCACUUCUCUUCAAGCACAAAGAGAACCUGGUCCAGUGUCCAGGUGAACACAGUGUGCACUGGUUCAGAGCCGGAUCAGGACGCUCCCAUCCCGGCUUCAUUUACACUCAGAGCAGCAGGAGAGAUGAACAAGAGGAGAAGAGCUGCGUCUACAGUCUGUCCAAAACUAUACAGAACUCCUCAGAUGCUGGGACUUACUACUGCGCUGUGGUCACAUGUGGAGAGAUCCUGUUUGGUGAAGGAACCAAAGUGGAGAUGAGACAAGAACAACUUCCAUUGGUCAUUGCACUCGGGACACUGAUGCUCUGCUGCAUCAUUGUGAUUGUUGCUCUAAUUCUCUUCAGAAAGAAAAAGACUGUUUGCGAACAUUGCAAAGGAGCAGUGACUGCUUCCCAUCCUGAUGGAUCAGCUGACGAUCAACCAAAUGAUGCGGAUGGUGACGCAGCGGCAAUGAACUAUGCCGCAAUUGGUUUCAACUCAAGAAAAGCUACAAGAUGGAAUAACAGGAAUUUACCAGAGGACUGUACAUACUCAAGCAUCAGAAACACUGUCAGACAAUAAUUUUGAUGCAACUCAUUGAGAAGAUGAUGAUAGAUUAAAUAAUGUAUAAUAACAAAUGAUGUGUGUAUGAAUUGAUGAUUAAAUGAUUUUUGCAGUCAUGUUUUUGGUAAUUGAAAAGUUGGAGAGAGCACUUAUCUUAAUAAUAUCCCUUGUCAAAUUUAUUGUGAGUAACUAUUAAAGAGAAAAUUCAUGUUCUAUGCUCUGUAUAUUAUAUUAAAUGCUUAUGAAUUAACUUUGUAAUGAAUAAUCCAAUAAAGUUUGAUGCUUUGAUGCUUUGAUGCCAGAGUUGGUCUCAGCAAAACCUCCUUUGCUGUUAGAGAAGUCAUCUCUCAGAAUAAUGUGCACGGGCUCCUAAGAAUCAAAACUCUAACGCCUCAAUGUAACUUUGACUCAUUUAAAUCGUUCUCAAUUUGAUCUGCUGAGCUCAACAUGAGGAAGAGUACAUGUAAAGGUCACAGGUUCACUAAGUAGAACUGACAUCACUGGAAUCUUGGUUAGUAAACACCAACCACAACUGAUUUGUUAUCUUUUAUUUAUGUGUAUUGAUGACGGUGUGUGUGUGUCAACAUAUCAGCAGGUUUAAUCAGUAAUAUUAAAAAUAGAAAAAAUAAAGUCAUGUAGCAUGA